Messenger RNA from Penaeus chinensis, 1917 nucleotides. RefSeq lists its product as uncharacterized. The record is from RefSeq and is a predicted model, not a curated record. NCBI's taxonomy places the organism in Eukaryota, Metazoa, Arthropoda, Malacostraca, Decapoda, Penaeidae. The transcript has 4 exons. The coding region runs from base 1 to 1917 and encodes 638 amino acids.
AUGGCCUCCUCUGACACAAAAGAUGAGUUUUAUGAAAAUCUCAGUGCCACCCUUCUGAAAGUUCCUCUAAAAGACCAAGUUAUUCUACUUGGCGAUUUCAAUGCCCGUGUUGGUAGUGACUACGAGGCUUGGCCUUCUUGUUUAGGCAAACUCAAUGUUGGCAAAGUUAAUCAAAAUGGUCAGAGACUUCUUGAAUUUUGCACGCGUCUCAAUCUUUGCGUUGCUAACUCAUUCUUUCAGACUAAACCUCAGAAUAAAGUUUCUUGGAGACAUCCACGCAGCAAGCCUUGGCAUCAGCUUGAUCUUGUGCUUGUUUGUAGAUCAAACCUCAAUUCCAUCAGAGUUGUUCGUUCUUAUCACAGUGCUGACUGUGAUACUGAUAAUUUGCUUGUUUGUUGCAAAGUUAAGCUCUCUGCAAAAAAGAUGUUCUUUUCUAAGGCUAAGGGAAUGCCUCGUCUGAACACUGCAAACAUGCAGGAUCCUGUGCUUGUGUCACAAUUUACAAACCUUUUUGAAAAGGAAUAUUCAAUCAUAGAGUCAGAUCCAGCUGAAAAGCGAUGGCAGUCUUUGAAAUCUGCAAUGCACAGCUGUGCACUUGCAACCUUUGGUAGAAAAAAACCCAAGUCUUCUGACUGGUUUGAGACAAAGUCUAAGAUACUUAAUCCUGUUAUUGUGAAAAAAAGGCAAAUGCAGUUCGAGUACAACAAGCACCCCAGUAGAGAAAAUCUGUACAAGCUCCGGCAAACCAGAAAUGAGGCCAAGCAGAUGGUCAGGCGUUGCGCCAAUGACUACUGGAUGGAGCUGAGGCAGCGCAUUGAAAAUGCCUCUGCUACAGGCAAUAUCAGAGCCAUGUAUGAGGGCAUUAAGCAGAGCACUGUUUCUGAGUCCGCACUUGCUGCGAUGGAGCAACUUAGUGUUUUACAUGAGCGUGAUGAGAUACCUACAAUCUCUGAGCUGAGUAAAGCUAUUGACCAGCUUGCCCCUGGUAAAGCUCCAGGAAGUGAUGAGAUACCUCCUGAUUUAAUCAAACAGUUACAAAAGCUUGCUGAGCGUGUCUAUCCUGAAUCUCAGUGUAGUUUCAGGGCAGGCCGAUCAAUUAUUGACAUGAUCUUUGCAUUGAGACAGCUUCAGGAGAAAUGCAGGGAGCAAAAUAUGCCAUUAUUUCUUGCUUUUGUCGAUCUGACUAAAGCGUUUGACACAGUUAGUCGUGAGGGACUGUAUUUGGCGCUUUCUAAAAUUGGCUGCCCUCCAAAGCUCCUUUGUCUAGUUAGAUCCUUCCACCAGAACAUGAAAGGGACAGUGCAGUUUGAUGGUAAUUUGUCUGAGCCUUUUGACAUACGCAACGGCGUGAAGCAAGGUUGCGUCCUCGCCCCAACCCUCUUUGGGAUCUUUUUCUCAAUGCUCCUUAAACACGCUUUUGGUGAUGUGAAAGAGGGUAUCUUCCUUAGGACUCGGUCCGAUGGGCGGCUUUUCAACCUUGCUAGACUCAGAGCAAAAAACAAAGUAAGAGAGGCUAUGAUCAGAGACAUGCUAUUUGCUGAUGAUGCUGGCAUUGCCACUCACACAGAAGAGGAGCUCCAACUUUUGAUGGACCGCCUCUCCAUAGCUUGUAAAGAAUUUGGCCUGAUCAUUAGCCUCCCAAAGACCAAAAUUCUGUCUCAGUGCUCAUCCAUUAAGCCUUCAAUCCAAAUUGACAACUAUGAGCUAGGUGUCGUUGAGGAUUUUACGUACCUAGGCUCUAGCAUCUCUGAAUCUCUUCCAUUAGACUCAGAGAUUAACAAGAGGAUAGGCAAAGCUGCAGGUACCCUGUCAAAGCUAACUGACAGAGUGUGGGAGAACUCCUCAUUGAAAUUCUCAUGCCAGUCUCACAGUCAGUUGGAAACAUGGUCCUACGAACUGUACCCCAUGAUCCAGUGA